Rhodofomes roseus is the source of this 1412-nucleotide messenger RNA. Its product is annotated as D-isomer specific 2-hydroxyacid dehydrogenase. Bases 135 to 1301 code for a protein of 388 amino acids. The record is from RefSeq and is a predicted model, not a curated record. Lineage: Eukaryota; Fungi; Basidiomycota; Agaricomycetes; Polyporales; Fomitopsidaceae. Gene Ontology annotation, molecular function: NAD binding. The transcript is spliced from 8 exons.
CGAGCCUCGAGCUUAUCCUCGCCGCCUCACGGCAUGCAAUUGCAUUUCCCCCGAGACAACACCGUGUGUAACCCGCAACCCAUUGUCCCACCAUCCACGUCCAGCCUUCUCCUGCUCGUCCACAGCCUCCAGCAAUGUCCUCGAUCCUACAUACCGUCAGUUCGACCAUCCAGUCCCUUUCAGGUGCCUGGCGGCCGCAGAGCAACAAUGCGCCCCCCAAUGGCGCGUUAUCGACCGCGACCAUGUCGUCAAACGCGCUGUUCGAGCACAUCCUCGUCCUGAACGUCCCCCUCCCCGACGCGCACCGCGCGCUCCUAGCGGAGCACUCAAAGAACAUCACGCAUAUACCCUCGGCGCGCACGCCCGGCUCUGUCCCCGAUGAAGCGUACCGCAAGGCAGACGUGAUAUAUGGGUUCCCAACAGGGCUCGAGAGCUGGGCGCAGGUCCCGAGCCUCAAGUUCGUGCAGCUUGACAGCGCGGGGGCGGACAGCGUCGUCCGCGGGAAGAUGUGGCACGAAGAGCGGGCGGAGAAAGUGGUCAUGGCCACGGUUGCGGGGAUUCAUAUGGCGCCGAUCUCGCAGCACUUCAUCAUGACGACGCUCGCGCUGUUCCACCAUCUGCAAGAACAGAUCCUCGUCGCACAGGUCGACAAACGCUGGGGGAAGGAUACCGAGUUCGGUGGGCAGUUGUUCGUCCAAGAACUCAAGGGGAAGACGGUGGGCGUGCUAGGAUACGGACACAUUGGCCGGGAAUGCGCGCGCCUCUCAGCAGCCUUCGGCGCCAAGGUGCUCGCGGCCACGAGCGACGGACAACAGAAGCCGCAGACUGGCUACGUCGAGGACGGCAUGGGCGACCCGGACGGGAAUAUCCCCGAGGCGUGGUAUUCGACGAAGGAUGAGGAGGCGUUCAAGGAGUUCCUGUCCAAGUGCGAUGUCCUCCUUUUGGCGCUACCCUCGACAGGCGCAACGCACCAUAUAUUGUCCUCCGCGACAAUAGGGUACCUGCCUUCUCAUGCGAUCAUCGUGAACAUCGGGAGGGGCGAUGCGGUUGACACGGACGCAUUGCUGGAAGCCCUGGACGAGAAGAAGCUCGCGGGUGCCGCGCUCGACGUUGUCGAGGGAGAGCCGCUUGCAGACGGGCACCCACUCUUCGGCAGGAAAGACGUCCUUAUAACGCCGCACCUGAGUGGACGGACGACUAUGUACUUGGAGAGGAGCAUACAUAUUUUCGCCGAGAACUUGCGCAGGUUGCGGGAGGGCCAGCAGGUUUGGAACCAAGUAGACUACAAGAGGGGAUACUAAGUAGAUAUGUGAAGGGCAUGUGAGCUCCUUUACAGUAGACCGCGUAGACGAAAUGCAGUCAUAAGAAUAGAGCAGUGUCCAACCACGCCGGAUGAUGCUGGGCAAACGUUG